Molecule: messenger RNA, 468 nt
Organism: Physcomitrium patens
Lineage: Eukaryota; Viridiplantae; Streptophyta; Bryopsida; Funariales; Funariaceae
Source: the annotation of a RefSeq genome assembly
AUGUCACGCCGUAGUAUUAUAGAAAAAAAAACCAUAAAAUCGGAUCCAAUUUAUCGUAAUCGAUUAGUAAAUAUGAUGGUUAAUCGAAUUUUAAAAAAUGGAAAAAAAUCAUUAGCUUAUCGCAUUUUUUAUAAAGCAAUGAAAAAUAUUAAACAAAAAACAAAAAAAAAUCCAUUAUCUAUUUUACGUCAAGCUAUACAUAGAGUAACACCUAAUGUGACAAUAAAAGCACGACGUGUAGGUGGAUCCACCUAUCAAGUACCAGUUGAAAUAAAAUCUGCUCAAGGUAAAGCUCUUGCUAUUUGUUGGCUUUUAAGAGCUUCUAAAAAACGUUUAGGUCGAAAUAUGGCUUUUAAAUUGAGUUAUGAAUUAAUUGACGCUGCUCGAGAUAGUGGAGAAGCAAUACGAAAAAAAGAAGAAACUCAUAGAAUGGCUGAAGCUAAUAGAGCUUUUGCUCAUUUUCGUUAA